Molecule: messenger RNA, 804 nt
Organism: Penicillium samsonianum
Lineage: Eukaryota; Fungi; Ascomycota; Eurotiomycetes; Eurotiales; Aspergillaceae
Exons: 1
Coding region: 1-804 (267 amino acids)
Source: RefSeq, a predicted model, not a curated record
AUGUCUUAUAAAGACGUUCUUCCUUCUAUCGCAAAAUACGAGUUUAAGGGAAUACAGGAUUGUCUCCAGAUAUUAGAUCAGAAACAAGAGCAAUACGAAAAGAACAUGGAUUCAUUCCCAUAUGUUUUUUUCACUAUUGACGAGCGUGCCUUCCUUGAUUGUUUUGAGAAUUCCGAAGAGAGAGAGCUUCGAAAAUCAUGGGAGUUCUACGAUCCUUCUAUUAAACUUCUUCUCGUUAAAAUAAUGGAGUCUGGACCACAUGCAACAGCAACUGCUGCUUUCACCCAAAUAUUCCUUACGUGGAGAGGACCCUUUGAUCCAAAUCGUCCCCUCGUUAGUACAGCUACGAAUAUCUUCAGAGGUAGCUUGAACAAGAAGAAGAAAGCAGACUGCUCCUGGACGCCGGCCCAUCCAGGGCUUAAUCGAAAAUGGCCGACCAUCGCAGUUGAAGUCGCGUGGUCAGAGCCCGGGUGGAAGCUGAUACAAGAUGUGGAGUUCUGGUUAAACCAGUGUCAUGGGCAGGUGAACAUUGUGCUCACUAUCAAUAUAUGUGAGCGCGGAAGGAUUUUAAUUCGGCAAUGGAGGAGUGGUGCCCGGGGUCCAGUCCAGGUUCAGAAAAUUGAAAUAACGAAAGACCCAGCACCCAAGACCGAAAAGAUCCAAGGCAGUAUGAAACUGCCAUUUGAACAAAUCCACCUGAGGCCUAAAGGGCCAAACGAAACUGACUUUAUCAUAAGUCAUCAGGACAUGGAGAAUCUGGCGGCUGAAGUCUGGGCGUCCCAACGGCUUGACGAAUCAACCUAG